Molecule: messenger RNA, 2255 nt
Organism: Salvia splendens (bonfire salvia)
Lineage: Eukaryota; Viridiplantae; Streptophyta; Magnoliopsida; Lamiales; Lamiaceae
Product: squamosa promoter-binding-like protein 17
Exons: 3
Coding region: 1345-2166 (273 amino acids)
Cellular component (GO): nucleus
Molecular function (GO): DNA binding
Source: RefSeq, a predicted model, not a curated record
CAUCCCCAAACAUCGAUAUAAUGUCGCUGGAAAGACUUUUGCACUUUUUAAUGACUCAAAUUAUAAGCACAAAUAGCCUUCUUCUCCCUUAAUUCAAUCUUCAAUUUGCAGAUUCAAUUAACGAUUCAGAUUUCAAAGGAGUGCAGUGCAGAGCUCGGCUAUCUAGUGAGCCGGGACAGACACCGGGCAGAGGACGGUUGUGGCAUUGGGGUUCGGGGUCCGGUGGCUUGGCCCCAAAAAUACACAUUUCGGGGUUCGGGGUCAGAUUUCAUCGGGAUUGCUACGGUCUCUCUCUAUACCUGAAGAGGCUUCAUCUCAAGUGAGCUUGGAGUUUAUAGAGGGCUCAUGAGGAAACUUCAAUCUUGGUGGUGGUGGACUGGACAAACUAACUAAAUAUGAACAUUUUGCUAUCCAUAUGCUGCUAUUAUAGUGGCUUAGAUAACAUCUUCAACUUACAUGGUCUUCCCAAUAUUCGUAUAAGUGAUAGAGAUGUUAUAUUCUUGAGCAAAUUUUGGCAAGACUUCUCUAAGUUGUUGGGUGUUGAACUUAACAUGCCAACAUGGUCAAACGGAGGUGAUAACAAACUUUUACAUAUCAGAAAUGAAAGAGAGGUUUCUCUUCAAUCCACCUAUUUAAGUGUACCAUUCGGUGGCUGUUUAAUCACCGCCGAUCCUGAAACGUUGAACGAAUCAAAGUGGCUGAUUUAUCACCGUACCAAGGUGACGCUGAAGAAGAAGCAGAUGAAGUAGACUCGAGCUCGAGUCUUUUUCAAGAUGGGGAUUAUGAUGCAAAUAUAGUCCACAAAAACUUAUAAAUGCCGCAGUCUCGGAAUGACAUGAAAUUCACGCGAGACUUGAAAUUCAAUGUAUUAUUUAUUUAAAAUACUAACAUAGUCAAAAUGCUCUUCAUGGCUUUAAGAGCUUUUUAGUUUUAAAGAAAUGAAAAUUUUGUGCAAAGUGCAAUGUUCAAAAAAAUUUCCAUGAUAUUAAAGAAUAAUUGUGUCACUUAAAUUUCAAACUUGGAACUUGGAAGUAAGUAUCAGAGGUAGGUAUUAAAAAAAUGAGUUGUAAAUAUAUAUCACUAUUUAAUUUCAAACACAGAAACACUGCUUUUUGAAAUCCACCUCGAUAUAUAUGAGUAUUUACUUAUAAGCAGUGAACACAAAAGAGCAGCCUUUCAACUCAUGGCUUCUUUUUUUGAGAGAAUACCAAAAAAGAAGCCAUUUUUAAUUGAAAGACCCAAUUUUUAUGACACCCCAUUUCAUUCCAUUUUAAAAUAAUGCAUGUGGGGUUGAAUAAUCUGAUUCACAAAACAGCCUCAAUGGAUGGUCUGUAGAGAGCAAGAAUGGAAAAGGGCUCUUCUUCUGGCAAGAAGGGGAGGACUGCACCUGUGUGUCAGGUGGAGGGCUGCAGAGUAGAUCUGACUCAUGCCAAGCCUUACUAUUCCAGGCACAAAGUUUGUGGGAUGCAUUCCAAAUCUCAUACUGUCAUUGUUGCUUCCCUUCACCAAAGGUUUUGUCAGCAGUGUAGCAGAUUUCAUCAGUUGCCCGAAUUCGACCAGGGAAAGAGGAGUUGCCGGAGGCGCCUAGCUGGGCACAACGAGCGUAGGAGGAAGCCACCAGCAGGAUCCUUGUUGUCUCCUCGCUAUGGAAGCCUUUUCCCGUCCAUUUUUGACCGCAGAAAUUCUGGAGGCUUUGUGAUGGACUUCAGCACCUACCCGACUCUCAAUGGACUGGAUACAUCAUCAGAACGAGUACCGGGAAAUCAAGCUUCGAUAACACGAAAGUCCCAGCUUCCACUGCAGAGCAGCUCACAUAACCCUCUGCCUGGUCCCGGAUCAUCCUUACACGGAUGUUUCAAUGGGGUCUCCGACUCCACCAGUGCUCUCUCUCUUCUGUCAACUCAGCCCUGGGGCUCAAGAACGAGCUCCAACAGCCUUGGAGCAAGCAAUUUUCCUGGAAACAACGGUGCACUGGUGCCCAUGGUUCAACCAUUCAUCAAUAGUCAUGGUGCUCCACUUUCAUACAACCAGGUUCAUGAUGCUGGUCACGGACAGACCACUCAUGGCGCCAGCAAUGAGUUCAUUGGGGACCUCGGCUUGGCUCAGCCAAAUGAGGGGCACUUCGAUGGCCAGGCUUCCCUUCAGCAUAUGAAUUGGUCUCUUUAAACUCGAACUCAGUCGAAGCUCGGGUGUUUUUAAUAAUCGACAAUGUACUUGUAGAACGUGUGAUGUUAUUAUUGUCUGCUGUUUGUUCC